Oncorhynchus nerka (sockeye salmon) is the source of this 2664-nucleotide messenger RNA. RefSeq lists its product as uncharacterized. The transcript is spliced from 7 exons. Gene Ontology annotation, biological process: cell differentiation. The record is from RefSeq and is a predicted model, not a curated record. Bases 319 to 2568 code for a protein of 749 amino acids. NCBI's taxonomy places the organism in Eukaryota, Metazoa, Chordata, Actinopteri, Salmoniformes, Salmonidae.
GAGAAAGAGGAGAGGUGACGCGAGAGAGACAAGGAAGGACCGCACCAUACAGUCUCAGAGAUCGGUUUCUGUAAGAGUCCACUACGUGAGAUGAGAUCUGUACUCUCUCUCUACCAGUGUUUCUCUAUGGUCAUUCCACCGUGGAUGGGCACUAACAUACAGCUCAUUGAGAAUCUACUGGUGUAGGGAAGACUCGGAGUCCAGCCUCUUCAGACCAGACUUGAUGGGAACAUACUGUUUGGAAAGAGUGGAUGACAGAUUACGUGGACUGUUAGAACAAUUCAUCACACAGGUGAGACAGGGAGAGACUCUGAGAAGAUGAUAGCAUACGUGGACUGUCUGUCCACCGAGCCGGUGGUAGGAGGAGGCGUGGGGGCUCAAUGCUGGAAGGGGGGCUUCAGCGAGGAUGAGGACGAGCUGCUUCCAGCCUGCUCGAAAGAUGUUCAAAAGAUGCUCUACCUGCAGCCCAAGAGCGAGGGCAGUCUGAGACGUCGGCUGCUCACCUCCAAGAUCCACCAGCAACGAGACGGACCGUGGGCGUCCAGGCCACUCGCCCGGGGACAACCGGACAACAAUGGCCUCUGGGGGCCACUACACAGACAGGACUUCCCCUACCCUGGCCCCAGCCCCCCCGGCCUGGUGCGCCACCAUCGAGCAGGCUACUCCUCCAGGGGCUCCCAGCAGCACACGCACGGCCACUGCCUGACCCAGCUACGGAAGACCAGCUACUCUCCCCCCACACCCGACCAUCAUCCUGGGUACAGCUUCCCCCCACCACCUCUUUCUCCUCCAGGAGCAGCCAGCUACAGUCACACUGGACCUUCAGGAUACCCAAACCCUGGACCCCCAGGAUAUCCAAACUCUGGACUCCAAGGCUACCCUAAUUGUGGAUCUGCUGGGUACCCCAACUCUAACCCAAGACACUGUAAGCCAGCCUACAACACCACUCCCAGCAGCAGCCUUAACCCAGGACACUGUAACCCAGCCUACAAAACCAACCCCAGCAGCAACCCUAACCCAGGACACUGUAACCCAGCCUACAAAACCAACCCCAGCAGCAACCCUAACCCAGGACACUGUAACCCAGCCUACAACACCAACCCCAGCAGCAGCCCUAACCCAGGAUGCCAAAACACUGCCCAAGGACACAGCAACACUUACCUCAACUCUGGAUAUCCUUCCCCAAGACUGGGAUACGGCCCUCCCUCCCUCCCAGGACCAGGCUACAGCUCUGGGUUUGCUCCCCAGUCCCAGCCCAGCCUCCCCACUCCACCACCCAAGCAGAGAAAGAGGUUCUAUAACCUGCUCCGACGGCGCAGCUACAACACCAGCCAGAUCCCCUUCUCACACACCCCCCUCUUACACACACCCAAACGUCAAGACUGGAGAGCUGUCAGACUGGACGAGGACAAAAAGUGGUCCGUACACUACACUUCCCAGAAGCCUCAGCAGGAGACACGGCCCUCUUGUGUGGAUGACCGCCGCACCGUACUCAGAGAGUGCAGCAAGAAGCUCAGGAGAGUUGGGUAUGGCAGUUCACAGUACUUCUCCCAAAACCCUGCCUACCUCAGCCCCAGCCAAUCAGAGAACAGGCUGCAUGAUGACAUGGGCAGGAACGACAGACACCGGAAAAAGCGGUCUAAGCUGCUGGACUGUCUGUCUCAGUCCUGCUUCUCUGUCUGCUGGAGGAGAAAGUCAACCGGGUCAUCGCCAGAUGAGGACCUGUCGGCAUAUACGUUCAGGCCACCACCGAGCCCCCCUCCAAACAGUUACGAAACCAUCGAUGACACAGUUAACGGGUGUGACAUCACGGCGAACAGCUGUGACCUCACAGUUGCCGAGGAGACGGACUGGACUAAGCCCCUCCCUCUGCCGACACCAGAGGAGAAGAUGAGGCAGCAGGCGCAGGCCAUCGCCGCUGAAAUAGUACCCAUCAACAUCACUGGUGAGGGUUUUGAGCGUCAGGCUAGUUUUCGGCGAGCGUUAGCCAACACAGACACUCUGAUCCGUCAACCCCGGAACAAACUCACACGCCGCAAGACCAUCGCCGGAAUACCUGAUGACAUCACCAGAGAUCUGGAACAUGAAGCUGACGAAGAGCCAGGGUGUGGUGGAUCAGUGGUUUUGCCUGGUCAGUACUCUACUCUGGGCCGAACCGGCAGUGUCAACACGGCCCUGCUACAGCGAUCUCUCGCACAAGGCCCACACACCCAAUCACUCUUGCCCUCUCACACCCAAUCACUCACGCCCUCACACACCCAGGAGGCCGGCCUGUUGGAGGAAAGGAGAGAGGAGGAAAGGGUAGAAGAGAGGAGAAUGGAGGAGAGAAGAGAGGAGGAAAGGAAGGAGAGGAGAGUGGAGGAGAGGAGAGAGGAGGAAAGGGAGGAGAGGAAAGUGGAGGAGAGGGAGAGAGGAGGAAAGGGAGGAGAGGAGAGUGGAGGAGAGGAGAGAGGAGGAAAGGGAGGAGGAGAGGAGAGUGAUGAAGCCGUCAGUGCGUCGGAUCCGAGCCCAGAGAGGACAGGGUAUCUCUUCUCUGAUGGCCUCUCUCACCCCGACCCUCACCCCUAACCCCUCCCUCACGCCUUACCUCAGCCUCACCCCCUCCUCUUCCAUGGGCAGUGUCUCCCUGGGGGGUGAAGAUGGAGGAGAGGGGUUCCACAGCCU